Molecule: messenger RNA, 909 nt
Organism: Plasmodium vinckei vinckei
Lineage: Eukaryota; Apicomplexa; Aconoidasida; Haemosporida; Plasmodiidae
Product: shewanella-like protein phosphatase 2, putative
Exons: 1
Coding region: 1-909 (302 amino acids)
Molecular function (GO): hydrolase activity
Source: RefSeq, a predicted model, not a curated record
AUGAACAUGUCAUACUUAAAAUAUUUAUUUUUUGGCUAUCUAGCUAUUUUAUGGAAAAUAAAUUAUGUACAUAGCACAAGCUUUUCCAAUUUAAAAUGGGAAUAUGAUUUUUAUAGCAUUGGAGAUUUACAUGGUGAUAAGGACGCAUUUAUAAGAAUAUUAUUAAAUGAAAGUAUAAUUGAUUUAGAAAAUAAUGUAAUUCGAAAUAAUGUAUUAACAGUUAUAACUGGCGAUGUGUUAGAUCCAACAUAUGAUGAUAUAGAUAUUAUAUUAUUUAUUAAGCAUUACAAUGAAAGUGGAAAAAGUUUAAAUAGUAAAAUAAUAUUACUUUUAGGUAAUCAUGAAGUAAGUAAUUUAUGUUUAAAAUUCAAAAAUCCUCAAGGAAACAUAGACGAUUAUAGAUAUAGGAAUGAUAUGUUUAGGAAAGGGGAAGAAAUAUAUAACUAUUUAAUUGAUAGUCCUUUUGUUGUAAAUGUGAAUAAUAUUACAUUUUCACAUGCAGGAGUGUUACCUUUUUACUCUACAUAUGGUAUUGAUUUUAUAAAUGAAGAAGGGAAAAAAGAAAUCAUAAAUAAUUGUGAAUUAUUAAAUCAAAAAAUGGAAAAGCAUCAAGAACUAUGUAUUGCUUGUGAAUAUGGGCCCACAUUAAAUAGGUAUUAUUCUUAUGUUAAUAAAAAUGCAUUUUCAGAUUCAAAGGUAUGUUCUUCGUUAUAUAAGUCUUUGGGAUUAUUAAAAUCUAGUAGGAUGGUUAUUGGGCACACUGUUCAGAAAAAUAAACAGGUUAAUAGUUAUUGUCAAGAUAAAUUAUUAUUAGCAGAUACAGGUAUUAGUAAAUGGAAAAAUGGAGUAAUAUCUUAUAUUCAGCAUUUUAAAGAUGGGUCAUAUAAAGUAAAAUAUAUAAAAAGAUAA